This is a messenger RNA of Neoarius graeffei (lesser salmon catfish), 648 nucleotides long. It is a transcript of the gene cabp7a, whose product is annotated as calcium-binding protein 7. The transcript is spliced from 5 exons. NCBI's taxonomy places the organism in Eukaryota, Metazoa, Chordata, Actinopteri, Siluriformes, Ariidae. Gene Ontology annotation, molecular function: calcium ion binding. Bases 1 to 648 code for a protein of 215 amino acids. The record is from RefSeq and is a predicted model, not a curated record.
AUGCCCAUGCACCCCGUCACUUCCACUUUGAUGUACCGCGGAAUCUGCACCAUCCCGGACAUCCUCUCGUACGGGACACCGGUCAACCUACCUGAAGAUGAAGUGGAGGAGAUUCGGGAAGCCUUUAAGGUGUUUGAUCGCGAUGGGAACGGCUUCAUCUCGAAGCAGGAGUUGGGCAUGGCCAUGCGCUCUCUGGGCUACAUGCCCAACGAAGUGGAGCUGGAGGUCAUCAUCCAAAGACUGGACAUGGAUGGAGAUGGCCAAGUGGACUUUGAAGAAUUUGUGACACUCCUAGGGCCAAAGAUCUCUGCGGCUGGGAUGCCUGACAAGUUCAACGGUACAGAUUUUGACUCCGUGUUCUGGAAGUGCGACAUGCAGAAGCUCACCGUAGACGAGCUGAAGCGUCUGCUUUACGAGACGUUCUGUGAUCACCUGACCAUGAAAGACAUCGAGACCAUCAUCAUGACGGAGGAGAACCACAUCGAGAACCCUGAGGACUGUCAAGUGGACAUCGACUCCGAGAGUCCGACACAGCAGGUGAAACAGACGUGCGUAAGGAAGAGUCUGAUCUGCGCCUUCGCCAUCGCUUUCAUCAUCAGUGUUAUGCUCAUCGCAGCCAAUCAGGUGCUUCGCAGUGGCAUGAAAUAA